GGUAGCACUGAACAUCAGCUGUCAACUGUCAUAUAUCCUACUUGUGACUUGUGAGAAAAAAUUGCAAAAAUAAACAUGACAAAAUAUAUUUAAAACAAGCAUAUACACAGAACUAUAGAAAAUGGAGAAUUCUCAUGUAAACGUGACUAUUAAUCAACCAAAAAAGGUACUACAUUUUAGUGACGGCGUAGAGGAAGAAAUGGAGGAGGAACACAUAAGCGAAGUUGAUUCGAAGCCGCCAGAACCAAAUGUUGACCCAAAACAAUUAACUUGGGGACCAUGGUUCUCGCAUUAUGCCUGGAAGUCUGGCACAAAAGUAUUAAAUGCAGUGGAUAGUGCAGGGGAAACAUUAGCCAGCUUAUUUGGCAUCACCACACCAAAAUAUCAAAUAGAAAUAAAUGAGUAUGAGAGAAUUAAAGAAGAGAAGAAGAAGUUGGAAGAAGAAUCGGCUGGUUGGGUGCCACAGAGUGCGGGUGGCGAUAUACCGUUAGUACUUAAUGAACCGUUAAAAGCAGGGGAGAGGAAUGGACAAGUUUAGACUAUAAAACAACUGCAGUGAUUAUAGAUAUGACUCACAUAUCCAGAUGACUCACACAUAUGUUCAUCCUCUAUAUUUAUUGUCACAAUCAAAUAUACAAGAAUGAUUAGUAAACAUUUGAGUAAGGAAACUCUAUGAUUGUAACAUUAUGGAAUUACAUUUUAAAUAUAACAGUAAUAUCUAUAUGUGAUAUUGGUUUAUUAAUAACAUUCUGAUGUAAAAUAAUUGUUUAUGUAUACUGUUUAUAAAGUGCGAAAAAAAAAUAUUUAGUGAUAAAAAAUUUGCUGUAUUGUAUCUAUGUAUUUUGAUAAAAUAUAUAAAUUUUACAUGUGGGUUUAUCAUAUGAUAUAGCAUAUCAAGUUUAUAGAAGAAUAAGAUUAUAAUAUUUCACUUGGCAAAUAAUCUGCCGUAAUAUAUUCGUUGAUUGAUAUUGUCUACAAUAUUCAUAUAAUUCAAAAAUGAUAAUUAAGUCAUUGUAUUUCUAAAUAAAAUGGCAAAAUUUUAUAUUUUGUGCUUAAUAUACUAGAUCAAACUGUCCUUUACACAACUUUUUACAGGAUCAGUUAUGAUUAAUUAAAUGGAUGAAUUGAGAUUUUUUAUACUUUUCAAAAUAUUCUAUGGUAUUGCUUGAUGUGUAAAUUUUUAAUUGAUAUAGUUUAGGAAUUACAAUAUUUAAAAAAAAAAAAACUUUAUGCAAUGGUUGCACCACUGCCUUACAAUU
Messenger RNA from Manduca sexta (tobacco hornworm), 1259 nucleotides. Its product is annotated as protein FAM177A1. The record is from RefSeq and is a predicted model, not a curated record. Bases 122 to 538 code for a protein of 138 amino acids. The transcript has 2 exons. Lineage: Eukaryota; Metazoa; Arthropoda; Insecta; Lepidoptera; Sphingidae.